This is a messenger RNA of Sphaeramia orbicularis (orbiculate cardinalfish), 2292 nucleotides long. Its product is annotated as heterogeneous nuclear ribonucleoprotein U-like protein 2. Lineage: Eukaryota; Metazoa; Chordata; Actinopteri; Kurtiformes; Apogonidae. The coding region runs from base 160 to 2058 and encodes 632 amino acids. Gene Ontology annotation, molecular function: RNA binding; protein binding. Gene Ontology annotation, biological process: alternative mRNA splicing, via spliceosome. The transcript has 11 exons. The record is from RefSeq and is a predicted model, not a curated record. Gene Ontology annotation, cellular component: nucleus.
UUUAGCCAAUCAGAGACCAGAACACCAUAUUGAAUCGUUGUUUUUAAAGAAAGCUUAAGCACCUCUUAAGUCUUUACAAUUUACUUUUUAACUAACAGUUCUGGUUUGAAGAAGACGCUACAGUAAGAACCACAAGUAAGUUUUUUCGACAGGGAAAUAAUGAAGCUGUCGGACGUUAAGAAGUUAAAAGUGUCGGAGUUGAGGUCCAGGCUGAAGGAGCUGGGCUUGGACAGUAAAGGGCUGAAGGCUGAGCUGGUGGACCGGCUGUGGUCCGCGUCAGAGACACAACAACUCGGACAAGAAACCAAAGAACAAAUCGACAGCCCACCGCCCCUUCAAACAGCAGUGGAGGUGUGUUCAGCACCGACCGCAGCUGCCGUCCCAACGCCGUGUAAACCGGACUCGUCCACGCCGGAGUACACGGACACAGCCACGCAGACAGACACGGAGCCCGGCCCUCCUGCAGCUCUGACAGCCGGGGGGUCUGGUUCAGAGCCCGGGACGAGGAGCCAGGACAAGGUGGGAGAUGUGGAGGGUCAGCAGGGAGAUGAGGAUCCUCCAGGAGGGGACACCAGAGCUCUGGAAACGGAGAUGGGAAGAGGAAGAGCUUUUUACGAGUUCAAAGAGGAGAUCCGAUAUAAAAGAGCCAAAUCACCCCAAACUGUUUUGGAGACAGGGGAGGUUCAAGAGGAAGAUCAAGAUACAGUAAGAAUAGAUCCAUAUGGGAGUCACCUCCACUUUGAGGUGGGGUCUGAUGGGUUCAGUGGUCAGCCGCGGUUCUGGACCAGGUUCCCUUUGCUGUGGUCCGGCUGCAGGCUCACCCACGGGGUGCUGAAGGGCAAAGUGGGCUUCGAGGUGAGACUAGAGAGGAAACUGUUGACAACACAGCUGGAAGAACAAAGAGGAGUUAAGUUGUUUGGCCUGAGAGUGGGCUGGUCAACCGAACACACCUCUCUACUGCUCGGUGAAGAUGAAUUAUCAUUUGCUUAUGAUAGUCGGGCUAAAAAAGUCUCACAUGGAAAAGAAGAGGAGUUUGGGGAACUUUUGUCAGAGGGAGAUAUCAUCGGCUGUUAUGCAGCCUUUUACACAGAUGGUGCUGUUGAGUUGUCUUUCCAUAAGAAUGGUCGUUCCAUGGGCGUGGCCUUCUCUGUAAACGCCUCAGUGCUGCAGGGUCGUCCUCUGUUUCCUCACAUCCUCUGUAAGAGCUGUUCAGUCAGAUUCCUUUUGGAUCCUACAGCACCUCCCUGGUAUCCCAGUCCCUCUGGUUUUACAACACUCACAGGGCUCCCUGUGGGCCACAGGGUGCACGCUGCCCACCCCCCCCCCAAAGCCCAGAGUGAGGUGGUGUUGAUGGUUGGUCUUCCUGGUUCUGGGAAGAGUCACUGGGCCAGAACUCACAUGAAGCAGCAUCCUGAAAAACACUACAGGCUGCUGGGAGUAGAGGAGCUGCUCACAUGUAUGAUGGCAGGCGGACAGACAGACAGCAGGCUUCAGCAGGCCUCUCAGUGUCUGACUGAUCUGAUCAAACUGGCUGCUCAGACACCAGGCAACUACAUCCUCGACCAGUGUAACGUCCUCUUCUCUGCACGACGUUACAAGCUGCAGCUGUUCUCAGGCUUCAGACGGCACAUGGUGGUGGUUUUCCCCUCAGCAGAUGAGUGGAAAAGACGACUGUCAGAAAAAGAACAAAUCCCUGAGACAGCUCUGCUCAAACUGCAAGUGAGCUGUACUCUUCCAGAUCAACAGGAUGACCUUUUAGAGGAGCUCCAGUAUGUGGAGCUGCAGCAGCAGGAGGCACAGAUGCUCCUGCAAGACUUUAAAGAUAAGGCACGCAGACUUUUACCCCCCAUCCCCAAACCAGAGAAGAAGAAACCCCGGCAGUACAAGAAAAGACCCUACCCCCACUGCCCUCUGCAAACUCAGAGGAUAUGGGAUACUCAGUGGACGGGAUUAAAUGGGUGGACUGACACAAGAGUCAAUAUGCAGUCAUGGAAUCAUCCAAGAUAUUGGACUGCAGCUUAUCAUCAGGGCUACUACUAUAACAAUGGCUACUGGUGACAAAACUUGAAACACCACCAGUGGGUUUUGUGCGUUUACAAGGCAAAUAAUUCUGCUUAAAUAUGGAGAGCUGGGUACGUCAAUUUUUAAGACUGAUGGACAAAUAUUGCACUACCUGCUUUGAUCAAUCAGUAUUUAGUGAUUUUAAAUCCAAGUCACUUUUAAAAUUUAAUCCAGAAUAUUUGUAUAUUUUUUCAUAAUUCUUCCUAAAUGUACAGUGUAAAAAAAAAAAAA